AUGCCUCCUAAGAGGGGCGGCGAUGCUCCUAUGAGUGAGUUCGAGCGAAAACGCUUAGCAAACAUAGAGGCAAAUAAGAAGGUUCUCAAUGAAGUCGCGGUCAUCGCUAAGAGAGUUGCACCGACGCCGCCAAAACGAACCAUCCCUUCGCGACCCAGAACCCGAACGCCUAUUAAACGAGAGGCAGCGAAGCCAACUCGGCAAAGCUCACGCCUGGCAGGUAUCGACGCCGACAAUGACACGCUCAAGAGGAAGCUUGAGGUCGAAGCAGAGGUUGUAGCUCAGGAAGCAAAGGCUAAAAAGUUGCGAGUAAACGGCGACCUCAAUCUGGGCGACAUCUAUAUCGAAGGCAAGAAGUGGUCGGCCGGAGCGGACGGGAUCAAGGGUCUUUUCCGCGGCGCGCAACCCGGUGUGCGAACUUUCACCGAGGACGAUGUAAAAGCAACGACAGACAAGGGGCUAAAGGAGCUCCGUGAGCGGAUAGGUGACCUCAAACUAUACGAACAUUGGGCACCAAAUGAAAUUAAGAUCACUCCUCAGCGAGUAUAUGCCCUCGGCUUUCACCCGAGCGAAGAUAAGCCUCUUGUCUUUGCUGGUGACAAGGAGGGUAACAUGGGCAUCUUCGACGCUUCGCAGACUGCCCCAGAAAUUGAUGAGGAAGACGACGAUGCGGUGAUACCAGACCCUGUUAUUUCUGCCUUCAAAACACAUAGUCGCACCAUCUCCUCUAUUGUGUUCCCUUAUAGCGAUGCGAACUCGGUCUAUACAUCCAGCUACGACUCUUCUAUCCGAAAACUCGAUCUGAACAAGGAGACCUCUGUGCAAGUGUGGGCGCCGUCGGAUCCCGAUGACGAGAUGCCUCUUUCUGCGCUCGACAUGGCCGACUCGAAGCCUAACAUGCUUUACUUCUCUACUCUUGACGGCUCUAUUGGCCAGUACGACACUCGCACCAAAGACGCCGAACUAUGGGCAAUGUCAGGGCAGAAAAUUGGUGGAUUUUCUCUUCACCCUCUUCAGCCACAUCUCCUGGCGACCGCCUCUCUAGAUCGCACUCUCAAGAUCUGGGAUAUGCGCAAAAUCACUGGCAAGGGCGACCUGCGACACCCGGCGCUUCUUGGUGAACAUGAGUCUCGACUAUCUGUUUCACACGCCUCUUGGAGCCCUGGCGGACAAAUAGCCACCAGUUCCUACGAUGAUACCGUCAAGAUCUAUGAGUUCUCUGAUGCGUCAUCCUGGAAGACUGGACAGGAUAUCACAGUAGAGCCUACUCACAAGGUUCACCACAACAACCAGACCGGUCGGUGGGUGACCAUUCUAAAGCCUCAAUGGCAGAGACGGCCGCACGAUGGCAUUCAGAAGUUUGUUAUUGGCAACAUGAAUCGCUUCGUCGAUGUGUUUGCUGCGGAUGGUAGUCAACUUGGCCAGCUUGACGGUGACGGCAUUACAGCAGUGCCCGCUGUGGCUCACUUCCAUCCAUCACAGAAUUGGGUUGCUGGAGCGACAUCAAGUGGUAAACUCUGCUUCUGGCAGUAG
Molecule: messenger RNA, 1533 nt
Organism: Fusarium venenatum
Lineage: Eukaryota; Fungi; Ascomycota; Sordariomycetes; Hypocreales; Nectriaceae
Product: WD40-repeat-containing domain protein
Biological process (GO): regulation of DNA damage checkpoint
Cellular component (GO): nucleus
Molecular function (GO): DNA binding; protein binding
Source: RefSeq, a predicted model, not a curated record